This is a messenger RNA of Apodemus sylvaticus (European woodmouse), 3411 nucleotides long. Its product is annotated as chondroadherin-like protein. NCBI's taxonomy places the organism in Eukaryota, Metazoa, Chordata, Mammalia, Rodentia, Muridae. The transcript has 2 exons. Gene Ontology annotation, cellular component: plasma membrane. The coding region runs from base 133 to 3201 and encodes 1022 amino acids. The record is from RefSeq and is a predicted model, not a curated record. Gene Ontology annotation, molecular function: protein binding.
GUCAUUUCCUCCUCAUCUCUAUCUUCUUCCUGCUCCUAGCCUGGCUCUCCUUGGAACUGGUAGAGAGAAAGACCGAGUUAUACCCUGGAAGAAGCUCCGUGCCUUCAGAGGUCUUGCUGCCUGACUGUUGAUAUGGCUCUCCUCAUCUUGCUGUUCCUGCUCCCAAGUCCUUUACAUUCCCAGACCACUUGUAGUACCUCCAAAGUGACCGGCCGAUUGGAGGUAAACUGUGAGAACAAGAAUCUGACAGUAUUGCCUGCAGACCUGCCAGCAGACACAGGCUCCCUCCACCUGGGCAGGAACCAACUGGGUCGCUUCUCCACAGCAUCCCUGGUGCAUUUCACUCUCCUCACUCACCUAUACCUGGAUAAGUGUGAGUUGACCAGCCUGCAGACCAAUGCUAAACUGUUAAAGUUGGAAACCCUGGACUUAUCCCACAAUAACCUGCAAAGCCUGCCCUCCCUAGGACAGGCACUGCCUGCACUCACCACUCUAGAUGUCUCCUUCAACAAGUUGGGCUCACUGUCUCCUGGUGCCCUGGAAGGCCUAAGCCAACUCCAUGAGCUCUACUUGCAGAACAAUGAUCUGAAGAGUCUGCCCCCUGGGCUCUUGGUGCCCACAACCAAUCUGAGGAAACUCAAUCUGGCCAACAAUAAAUUGAGUGAGCUGCCCCCUGGGCUCCUCGAUGGGUUGGAGGAGCUCACUGUCCUCGACCUUCAAGGGAACUGGCUGAGCAGAGUCCCAAAGGGCUUCUUUGGGACCCUCCUCCUGCCUUUUGUGUUUCUCUAUGACAACCCCUGGUACUGUGAUUGUGAAAUCCUCUACUUGAGUCGCUGGCUCCAGGAAAAUUCAAACAAUGUCUAUGCAUGUAAGGAGGGUGUAGAUGUUAAGGCCAUGACUCCUAAUGUGGCCAGUGUACGAUGUGCCAAUGUGGGCCAUAUGCCUGUCUACUCCUACCCAGGGAAGGGCUGCCCUACUGAUGGUGGGGACACAGACUAUGAGGACUAUGAUGAUGUCCCUGCCACAAGGACUGAGGUCAAGUUCUUUACUAACACUAAAGCUCCUUCUACCCACUGGAGCCCACUCUCCACAGCAUCUUCUACUUCUCAAGAUAGCCAAAUGAUUUCUUUGCCUCCAACCCACGAACCCACUAAGAAACAACCUACAUUCAUCCACACACAGAUCCCAGGUUUUACCAUACUUGGAGACACCAUGGAAUCUCACACAACCUCCUAUAGUCUAAAACUCAAUACUGUAUUCAAUUGUAGUAUCUCUAAAGUGACCGGCCUACUGGAGGUAAACUGUGAGAACAAGAAUCUGACAGCAUUGCCUGCAGACCUGCCAGCAGACACAGGCUCCCUCCACCUGGGCAGGAACCAACUGGGUCGCUUCUCCACAGCAUCCCUGGUGCAUCUCACUCUCCUCACUCAUCUAUACCUGGAUAAGUGUGAGUUGACCAGCCUGCAGACCAAUGCUAAACUGUUAAAGCUGGAAACCCUGGACUUAUCCCACAAUAACCUGCAAAGCCUGCCCUCCCUAGGACAGGCACUGCCUGCACUCACCACUCUAGAUGUCUCCUUCAACAAGUUGGGCUCACUGUCUCCUGGUGUCCUGGAAGGCCUAAGCCAACUCCUUGAGCUCAACUUGCAGAACAAUGAUCUUAGGAGUCUGCCCCCUGGGCUCUUGGUGCCCACAACCAAUCUGAGGAAACUCAAUCUGGCCAACAACAAAUUGAGUGAGCUGCCUCCUGGGCUCCUAGAUGAGUUGGAGGAGCUCACUGUCCUCGACCUUCAAGGGAACUGGCUGAGCAGAGUCCCAAAGGGCUUCUUUGGAACCCUCCUCCUGCCUUUUGUGUUUCUCUAUGACAACCCCUGGUAUUGUGAUUGUGAAAUCCUCUACUUGAGUCGCUGGCUCCAGGAAAAUUCCAACAAUGUCUAUGCAUGGAAGGAGGGUGUGGAUGUUAAGGCCAUGGCUCCUAAUGUGGCCAGUGUACGAUGUGCCAAUGUGGGUCAUGUGCCUGUCUACUCCUACCCAGGGAAGGGCUGCCCUACUAAUAGUGGUGGUACAGACUAUGAGGACUAUGAUGAUGUCCCUGCCACAAGGACUGAGGUCAAGUUCUCUACUGACACUAAAACUCAUUCUACCCACUGGAGCCCACUCUCCACAGCACCUUCUACUUCUCAAGAUAGCCAAAUGAUUUCUUUGCUUCCAACCCACGAACCCACUAAGAAACAACCUACAUUCAUCCACACACAGAUCCCAGGUCUUACCACACUUGGAGACACCAUGGAAUCUCACACAACCUCCUACAGUCUAAAACUCAAUACUGUAUUCAAUUGUAGUAUCUCUAAAGUGACCGGCCUACUGGAGGUAAACUGUGAGAACAAGAAUCUGACAGCACUGCCUGCAGACCUGCCAGCAGACACAGGCUCCCUCCACCUGGGCAGAAACCAACUGGGUCCCUUCUCCACAGCAUCCCUGGUGCAUCUCACUCGCCUCACUCAUCUAUACCUGGAUAAGUGUGAGUUGACCAGCCUGCAGACCAAUGCUAAACUGUUAAAGCUGGAAACCCUGGACUUAUCCCACAAUAACCUGCAAAGCCUGCCCUCCCUAGGACAGGCACUGCCUGCACUCACCACUCUAGAUGUCUCCUUCAACAAGUUGGGCUCACUGUCUCCUGGUGCCCUGGAAGGCCUAAGCCAACUCUAUGAGCUCUACUUGCAGAACAAUGAUCUGAAGAGUCUGCCCUCUGGGCUCUUGGUGCCCACAACCAAUCUGAGGAAACUCAAUCUGGCCAACAACAAAUUGAGUGAGCUGCCUCCUGGGCUCCUCGAUGGGUUGGAGGAGCUCAUUGUCCUCGACCUUCAAGGGAACUGGCUGAGCAGAGUCCCAAAGGGCUUCUUUGGGACCCUCCUCCUGCCUUUUGUGUUUCUCUAUGACAACCCCUGGUAUUGUGAUUGUGAAAUCCUCUACUUGAGUCGCUGGCUCCAGGAAAAUUCCAACAAUGUCUAUGCAUGUAAGGAGGGUGUAGAUGUUAAGGCCAUGACUCCUAAUGUGGCCAGUGUACGAUGUGCCAAUGUGGGCCAUGUGCCUGUCUACUCCUACCCAGGGAAGGGCUGCCCUACUGAUGGUGGGGACACAGACUAUGAGGACUAUGAUGAUGUCCCUGCCACAAGGACUGUCUUUCGUGUUACUAUAUAGACAAAUAGAUAACUUAAGUUUAAGAUCCUAUCAGAAUUCCUAAGAUAAUCUCUGUGAUUUUUAAGUUCUUUUAUAGUCGAACUGCUAUUAAGUCCCUUUCUGAAUGUCAAAACUGCAGUGAGAACCCUACCAUUCUCCUUAGUGUCACCAGUUAAUUGCUCUUAGAUGGCAACCAGACUUUUUACCUACUCAAAUCACAUUCCAAGAAGU